Molecule: messenger RNA, 2058 nt
Organism: Eutrema salsugineum
Lineage: Eukaryota; Viridiplantae; Streptophyta; Magnoliopsida; Brassicales; Brassicaceae
Product: meiosis-specific protein ASY2-like
Exons: 4
Coding region: 1-2058 (685 amino acids)
Source: RefSeq, a predicted model, not a curated record
AUGUCUUUGGGGGGUCAGCGUAUUGAGUCGAGCUUAGAGUCUGGGUCCGCGUCGGACCAAGAGGUUUCUGUGAACAACAGCUCCUCUCCUGAGGCGCAGUCGAGGUCCGAAAGUCGAUCGGACCGUGAAGAAUCGCCACUUGUGGAAUUGGCUGAUCGACUUCGACCUGAUGGUGCCUCCUCACAACGCGAGGCCUCAAAUCUUCAAGUGGUCGAAAUUGACGAAGAUUCUCGUGAAGGAGAUGCUGUUGAGCAAGCUGAAGACGAGAUCGAUAAGGAAGAUAACGAGGAGGAAGGCGAGCAAACCAAACCUCGAAAGAAGGGUUCCAAACGAAAGGGGAACAUCAAGAAUCGAUUAGUGGACAUUCGAUCUCGAAUGACACCGGAGCGCCUCGAAGAAAUGCGGGCGCUUUACGGCUUUCACUGCGAGCUCAGAUCGCCAGGUCCUGAUGACCGUCCAUGGCUAGCCCCGGUCGGCUGGGUCACGUUGUACGAGGCCUCGUUCAGCAUGCGUCAUCUUUGGGUUCCGUUGCCGAGGCUGCUGACGGAUUACGCAGACUGGCGAUGCAUCGCUCUCUCGCAGAUUCUUCCGGCAGGAAUACGGUAUAUGGUCGCGGCUCUCCUGUUUGGGAGCGAGGUCGGGGUUAGCGUCGACUGGCGCUUCUUCGAAGAGAUGACCACUGUCCAGAGGAAUAACUCGAUCCCGGGCACUUACACCAUUAAAGCCGGAAAAAACUGUUCUCUUAUUUACCCCGUGAAUAGGACAUCGAACUGGGAGGCGUCUUUCUUUUACGCCAAGGUCGAUGAGUCGUUAGUCGUUGACACGGCUAGAAAUUUUAGGAACGAAUGGAGCCAGAGAAUUGGUAGAUCGCUUAUCGAAACGUUAACCUCGACGCUUAUCCGGAAGAUUACUUCGAGAAUCUUCAAAAGCUCAGAUCCGUUGGCAUUCAGAGGUGGCCUGACAUUCAUCGUCGGAGAGUCGAGGCUGCCAUCAAUCGCAUCACAAACGGUAAGUUCGACUCCGAUUCAAGUUAACGCGCCCAGCCUCGCCGCACGUCUAAAGGACAAAAAGAGCGAGAGUAAGGAUCGGGGUCCUACUGCUUCUCGGCCUGUACGCUCGGAUCCAGUGCCGUCCCAAGAAGAGGUUGAGGUCGAUCCUCAACGCGUUGCCGAGGUCGAGGUCGAAGCUCAGAGUGCUGAAGACCAAGUGGAAGCUCGGCAACCGGAUGAUGAAGCCGAUGAAGCCACACAGUCGGCGAGAGCUGUUCGGGAUGAUAAGGGGCUCUACCUCCGAGGUCCCCCUGGAACCGAUGGGGCUUUCAAAGACAUGGCGAGCUUCGCCUUCAAGUUCAUCGCGAGCUGCAACUGCGCGCGGGGUCAGUACAUGCGCUGGCUCCGGAAUGGUGCCGCUCGGUUAAAAGAUGCCCAGGCUGCUGGUGAAAAGGCGGGGAAAGAGCGUGACGCCGCCAUCGAGGAGCGAAGGGUCGCCGAGGACAAUUGGCAGACCAUGAAGAGGAAGGCGGAGCAGCUCGAUGUAGGGGUUAAAGAGCUAACUGACAAGAUUGAGGCGAUGAAGCAAGAGAACCUCGAUUUAGUGAAUAACCUGCAGAUCAUCAAUGAGGCCAAGAUCCAGGUCGAGAAGUGGAUCGCCACUGAGGUCGUCCGGGCACAGCGACAAGCUGAUGAGAGGAUCGAGGCGGAGACGACCCGAAUUUGGGCGGAUGCCGAGGCGAAGUAUUCCGGUCGCAUCGAUCGGCUGAGGAUUUGGGUUGCUCAACAGGAGGCGAUCGAGAAGGAUAAGCUCGAUCUGGUUCAAGCUCGAGGUACAUUGGAAUGCCUUGAUCUCUUGAAGGAGCAAGAGAUGUCUGAGGCAGAGUUGAGAGCCGAGCUGGAAUCGUCGAAGCGCGAUUGCGAACAGAAGCUCGAGAACCUCAGCUUCACAGAUCUUGAGGAAGGCGACUUGCCUCCGCCUUACCCUGAAACUCCAGAUGGUGGUUCGGAUCGAGAUGAUGCCGAAGACGAAGAGAACCACGAGGGCGGCAAUGAGCCUGAAGAAUAG